UUGUUUAAGGAGAUUGUUAUUCGGAGGGCAUUCAAAUCUUCAUGUAAGAAUAAAUAACGGACUGAUUUUGUUGAGGAAUUGAAGUACAUUACGGCAUUAGUGCGUAGAUAAAAUCCGAGUUAUAAAACCUUAACGAAGUACUUACUUUUUACGCCAAUUUUAAAGUGCAUAACCAAUAUAAUAGAACAAUGGCGAAGAUAUUUCGCGCGGUAUGUGUAUCCACUAUUGAUAAUUCGCAUAAUUUUAAACCAAAGUUCGAAUUCCCAGUUAAUAUAUUAACUGAUUAUGAUCCACAAGGGUUAAGUGUUAAAAUACUACGAGCCGAUGAUACUUCACAUGUAGGAGAUUACGUUGUUGAAUUUCCUGUGACAAAUAGCAGUGAAUGUUCCCGAAUUUCGAAAUUAGGAUACGUUUUUAAUAUUGACAAUGAAACUCUACAUUUUAAAUUUUCCAAUGAAAAUGACGCGCGGGAAUUUCAUUGCAAAGUCACGAAGGCAAAAUCAGGCAAGCAUACUUCUAUAUUUUCUGAUAGAACAGAGGAUUCUUCAGCCCUGCAGUAUUUUCAGUUUUAUGGUUAUCUGAGCCAACAACAAAACAUGAUGCAAGAUUUUGUGAGAACUAGUACGUACCAGCAAGCAGUAUUAAAAAAUUUGAGCGACUUUGAAGGAAAAAUAGUCUUAGAUGUUGGAGCCGGUUCAGGAAUACUUUCUUUCUUUGCAGCUCAAGCAGGUGCAAAAUGUAUAUAUGCUGUGGAAGCGAGUAAUAUGGCUACUCACACACAACAUUUAGUAGCGGCUAAUAAUAUGUCAGAUCGCAUAAUAGUUAUAGCUGGUAAAAUAGAAGAAAUUGAUCUACCACAAAUGGUCGAUGUAAUAAUAUCUGAGCCAAUGGGGUACAUGUUGUAUAAUGAAAGAAUGUUAGAAACAUAUAUACAUGCUAAAAAAUGGCUCAAACCGGGAGGAAAAAUGUUUCCUUCUAGGGGAGAUUUACAUAUAGCCCCAUUCACAGAUGAAACAUUAUACAUGGAGCAAUAUAAUAAGGCAAAUUUUUGGUUUCAGUCUAGUUUUCAUGGAGUUGAUUUAAGUUCAAUGAGAAAUGCAGCUAUGAAAGAAUAUUUUCGUCAACCGAUAGUUGAUACCUUCGAUGUUAGAAUAUGUAUGAGUAAAUCUGUGCGCCAUGUGGUGGAUUUUCUGGAAGCAAAUGAGUCUGACUUACACAGAAUUGAAGUACCUUUUGAUUUUCAUCUAUUAGAAACGGGCCCCUGCCAUGGUCUUGCAUUCUGGUUUGAUGUUGCAUUCAAUGGAUCUACACAACAAAUUUGGCUAAGUACAGCUCCCACGGAACCUCUCACCCAUUGGUACCAAGUCCGCUGUCUUUUAGAAAAUCCUAUAUUUGUUAAACAAGGCCAGCUUCUGACUGGUAGAGUUUUACUUGUGGCUAAUAAGCGUCAGAGUUACGAUGUUACUAUGGAUUUAACAGUAGAAGGAACCACAAUUACAUCGAGCAAUACUUUAGACCUAAAAAAUCCAUAUUUCAGAUAUACAGGAGCACCCAUAGUACCACCUCCAGGUACAUGCAACACAUCACCAAGUGAAGGAAUUUGGACACAGAUUGAUGCCCAAGGAGCAAAGAAUGCUAUAAAUUUAGUUAAUGGAAUGUCGGUUAAUGGAUUAGGAGAAGUGUCGAUGGACACCAGUCAAGUUGUGAAUUCAAAUUUAAUAGCACUGACAAAUCAACCUAAUAUUCAUCCAGGAUGCAUAUCAAGUACUGGAAGAGGUCGGGCUACAGGUAAUGCAACGUCGACUCAAGCCGCUCAACUCAUUGGGGGAGGUAUUUCGCCAUCACUCUUCACCUCACCAGAACAUAAUACAGCACAAAUAAUGAUGGCCAACACACACUACCCCAUAAAUGCCAGCUUAAUGAUAGGGGAUUACAUGACACCUAAUCAAGCUAAUGUUUAUCAGUGAAGUUGAGUUACAGACAAUCAAUCGUAUAGAUUGUGCUUAAACAGUGCUGCUAAUAAUGACAUUUUGGUAAAUUUUGUGAAUUAGCUAUCAGUUUUUUGAGAACUAAUUUGUGCUUUCAUGAAGUUGAUCAGUUUGAG
Ctenocephalides felis (cat flea) is the source of this 2104-nucleotide messenger RNA. It is a transcript of the gene Art4, whose product is annotated as histone-arginine methyltransferase CARMER. Gene Ontology annotation, molecular function: protein-arginine N-methyltransferase activity. Gene Ontology annotation, biological process: peptidyl-arginine methylation. Bases 189 to 1967 code for a protein of 592 amino acids. The transcript has a single exon. Lineage: Eukaryota; Metazoa; Arthropoda; Insecta; Siphonaptera; Pulicidae. The record is from RefSeq and is a predicted model, not a curated record.